This is a messenger RNA of Musa acuminata AAA Group (dessert banana), 324 nucleotides long. RefSeq lists its product as uncharacterized. The transcript has a single exon. The coding region runs from base 1 to 324 and encodes 107 amino acids. Lineage: Eukaryota; Viridiplantae; Streptophyta; Magnoliopsida; Zingiberales; Musaceae. The record is from RefSeq and is a predicted model, not a curated record.
AUGGGGAGGGCUUCUUCCACAGACAGACUCGUUGCCAUUGCGUUGGGGCUCCUCGCGGUGCUGUCACCGCUGUAUGUCAACAGGAAAACGACGGUCAAGCCGGAUGAUGAAGACGACGGCAGCGGAGCUCUUCUGUCCCUGUGGCUCCCGCUGGCGCUCAUACUUCUGGUCGUCAUCAUCAACCUCGCAUGGUUCGUGGAGCGGAGGAUCGUGAGGCUCGACCCCUACUGGAUACACAGGUUCGGAGGGUCUUCCUGUGGGAUCAUGAUACUGCUCUUGGUUCUUGGAGUCUUGUUGAAAUGUAAGGCUUCUCUGGGAGGUUGA